AGAGCUCUGCACUCCACGUGUAAUCUCCCCACACACAAAAGACCACGAAGUUUGCGCUCCGAGGAUACAGUUUCAAUUUUAAAAGCCAAGUUUUUAUACAGAAAUGUUUUGUGAUAUAAAAUAUCGGCCCACUCGUGAAGGCAACAUGUACGUUACUGUUGUGUGAAAUAAUAACCUCUCCACACUGUUGUUUGCCUGGACCGAUAUAUUUUUAUUUUCUCUCGAUCGUACAUUUUUUUGACACAUGGAGUUAGUGUUUCGGAACGCUAUGUAGUGAAGAAAAAUAUAUUUCUGGAAGUCAAUUAUUGCAAUUCAUGAAAUAUUUGUUUGAUAUGUCGUUGAGUUGGAAAAUGAUGGAUUUGGUGAAGUGAACGUUUUAAUACAUGGCUGAAUAAUCCUUCAGUUUUUGAAUUUAUUUGUGAAGUCGACCACUGUAGUUCAGUUUUAUUCCACACAAAAGACCGAGAAAAGAAAAGUUUUUAAAAGUGUGCUGAAACUUUAGACCAAUGGGUCUUAGUGGUUAUUUUUAAGUGAUUUUUGGCGAAGCUGGUCAUAAGUGAAUUGUUUCUCUUAUAUCAAGUUUAAUAUCGACGUUUUCCCGGUGAUGCCAAUGUACAUAAAUGAUGGCUAUCUAUGGAUGUGACGCAACCCAACCACCUGAAAAAUGACGUCAUCACAGCAUAUUCGCCUUUUAUGAUGUCAUCAAAAUGCUCGGACCUCGGCCCCUCCGAUAAGGCCCCGGGCGGAGGGCCAUGUGCCCGGAGGCUAUGGGUUUUCUUAGUACUCGGGGCCCUGGAUAUAGUAUUUGGACUAGUGACUGUAGGUCUAUACUUCAACAUUCAGGCUGUCACCACGUCCAACGGACUAACGGAAGUGUUUCCCGGAUAUAUAAUAUGUCUGGUGGUGCUUAUAAAAGGUGCUAUUGUCCUCGUUCUAUUUUGGUGGCGGCCAUCUUGUCUGAUCUUCGUGUGUCUGUCCGUGGCCGUGGGGUGCGGACUGCUGUGUGUGGUCUCGGUUAUCUUGUGCGCCACUCACGUGCUCUCCCCCAUCAAGAACAUCGACUCGUGCACGUACCGGAAGCAGGAGUCGGUGUGUGAAUGUCAGACUUCCUACAGGCGGGACGGUCUCAGCAUCGAGUUUCUCCCCUCGGAAAAAGUGAAAAUUGAAUUUGAGAGAACAAACAGCUGUGACGUAAUCGAAUCUAUACUUCCGGUGCUGCUUUAUGCGGAGUGCGCCCUCUAUCUGUCAAUAUUCAUCGUGUGUACAAUUGUUGCUGUGCUUACAUUCCUCAUCAUAAAGUUGGAGAAAAGAAAAAUUUUAAGAAAUGAAACAUAUGAAGAGAUCUUCACCGUCAGUGGAGGAUCGUCCUGCAGCGACAGUGACGCCGAACCGGAAGUAGAGACUACGCGUACCGGAAGUGUAAGUCACACUAAACCGGAUGUUUACAGUCAGUUUGACGGAAGAAACACCUGUCCGCCCGGGAUCUUGAAAAAUCAGGACAAACACGAAAUUCUCGUUGACAAAACCUUAUCUCGGUCAAAAUCUUGUGAUUCCAUAGACUUGAUUUAUAAUUCAUCCGAGAGUGACAAAGUUAAGAAAGGGCGCUUAAAAGAACAUAGGAGAAGAGAUAGACGUGCAGUGACCUUGAAUAAUUUGGACACCAAACAGCUAUUACUGAUUUUGGAUCUGCAAAAGAGAUACCAGGAAGAAACUCGAUUGUUAAAAUCUCAGGGAAAUCUUGAUACAAUAGCAGCGGACGGUGCGACAUCAGUCGCUACUUCCGCGAUCCAAAGGAGAGCGAUAACUCCGCAGCCGUACCGGAAAGCCAAUCCGAACACGAUUCCGCGUUCACACACGCCUCAACCGCGCAACGUGUAUGGAGGUAACUUGACAAUGGUUGAACUGGCGCGCAACUUACAGGAAAGCCUGAAAGAAAAGCAACCUUCAUCACCAAAUAAAUUCAUGCCACCAAAUAAGGAUACGGAUAAGAAGCCAGCGGUGGCGAAUGAAGGUUACGUCUAUAUGGCGCCAAAACCCAAAAGUAGGCCAUCCGCCCAGAAAUUCUUCCUUCCACCUCAACCCAUCCAGAGAUGCAGAUCUACCUCUCCAUUUUCUGGUCCUCGCCAAAGGAAGAAUUCCCCUCGAGAACUUCCUUUACAGCCCAUUUCGCGCCCGCUAGAUUCAUUCAAACAGCUGCCGCCGGCGCCAAUACAGCGUGGUGGCUCGGCCUUCCAGUUGGUCGGACACCCGUUUGGACCUAUGUACAACCACGGGUCCAUGUCGCAUGACGUCAUCUUCCGGACACCGGGAGAGGUGUUUUGCGAAAACGCAAUACGCGAGAACUUCAAGCUGUACUCAAGUCCAUUCAUUUUACAAAACACAAAACAGCGGCGGACGGAGGCGGGUGCCAGCUGUUCCCAGAUCCCUCCCCCGUAUUCGGGUCCGCCUUCGUACACCGACUUUCUUUCAAGAACGGAUUCCGCACCAGAUUCCGGAUCGGAGCAUAUAUACGAGACGUACGAAAAUAUUCCAGAAACCAAGGCGUCCUUGAAACCGUUCUCGUCGCCGAAGAGGAGUCCGAGGAAAACGCGGGAACGGAUACAAACCACGGAGAGUGAGGAUGACGUAUUUCUACCAGUCAGACUGUCACCAGGUGGCGCUCUUGGCUCGCCAGCGCAUCCGUUUAUUCCAGGAAUUAGCGAUGCUAGUCGCCGGAGAAAGCCAAAGAAACGCAGCGGGAGGCAAAAGCAACCGUCCAAUGAUGUUUCCGCAAUGAGUCACGUGAAGCCUGGUCAUAAUUCGAUUCAGUCUCGUGAUUCGACUGAUCAGCAGCCGGAUUCGGAAGACUGUGACAAUGUGUAUGCCGUUAGCGCGAAAGCAAAACCAAAGUCGGAGACCGAAUCUGAAGAUAUUAACAGAAAGCUCGAGAAACCGAAAGUAAACGUUCCCCCCAAACCCUCAUCCGACCCCAGGAAUACAACAAGAAUUGGCGUCGUUAAUGAAAAACUUAUUAAUGGUAAUGGUUUUCUCGAAAACGGGGCAAUUAUUCCAGACAAAACUCGUCCUGUUCAUGUUACAAAAAUCCGAGGUUAUUCUGAACGUCCUUCGGAGAGUUCCGGAUGUACGUAUGAGGACGUUGAAGAAUCAUCAUUAGGUGUGUCAAGUCAGACUUCCCUAAUCUCGAGCAGUGACGAGAUCACGCGAGAGUUUAACAGCGCCAUUGACGAGAUCCAUCCGGGACUUGGAGAUCCGAGGGUGUUAGAAACUAUGAUAUAAUGCGCAUGCGCGUUUUAGGUUUUAGUUUAUUCCAAAAUUGUAUAUAUAGAGUAUUGAUGUUACAUGUAUAUGAUAUUUGUGUAUUCUUUUUACUCCAUUUACCACCCUUUAUUUUAAAUUGUGUUCAGUUCAGUUAUUCCCAUGUGUUGCCAUCCUUAUUUUAAACAUACUCAUGCGGUGAUUUAUUUUUUUUCCUUUUUAUUUUUGGUGCAUCAAAUUUGUGUGUUUCACGUGUUCAAAUGCCAUGAGUCAUAUACAUAACCUGUAUACGUUAUAUAAUUAUAUUUUUCUAUGAAUUUUCCCCCUGAAAUUGAACAAAUGUAACUGAUAUGAAAUAUGAAAUAAACGAUCUAUGCACAUUUCUUGUCGGAUUAUUAA
Messenger RNA from Magallana angulata, 3654 nucleotides. RefSeq lists its product as uncharacterized. The transcript has 5 exons. The record is from RefSeq and is a predicted model, not a curated record. Bases 634 to 3276 code for a protein of 880 amino acids. NCBI's taxonomy places the organism in Eukaryota, Metazoa, Mollusca, Bivalvia, Ostreida, Ostreidae.